Molecule: messenger RNA, 1399 nt
Organism: Leptinotarsa decemlineata (Colorado potato beetle)
Lineage: Eukaryota; Metazoa; Arthropoda; Insecta; Coleoptera; Chrysomelidae
Gene: Tcjhamt
Product: juvenile hormone acid O-methyltransferase
Source: RefSeq, a predicted model, not a curated record
CAGUGAAGUUUUUUAAAUGAAAAAGUUCUCAAUUUCAAAUUUUGCUUUGUACAUUUCGAUGAAAUUGUGAUCUGAGAACAUAACAUUUCCGUUUUUUGUUAUGAAAGAUAACUUCGUCGGCUUUGUAUUCUGUUUGGUUAAACAAGUAACUUGUUUGAGAAUCGCUGUUACCGAAAAAUCUCACUCGGACUUUCCGUAUAAAAGCUCCCGAGUCAAAACUGAGAGACUUUAGUCGUAUACAGGCCCAUCUAGGGCUCAAUACCCAAAAUUCUUCACCUGGGCUUUAACCUUGACUAGCGCAAUGGACAAGCCCGACUUAUACUCCAAGUACAGUGAUUUGCAAAGAUCGGACAACCUAUUCGUUUUGGACAAUUAUCUAGACGUCUCCGGUUGGAAGGCGGAAGACGCCGUUCUGGACGUCGGAAGUGGAGAUGGCAAGUUUCUCAUCGAAAAUUUGUACCCUCGCUUGCCGGAAAAUAUCGGGAAACUCGUUGGUAGCGAUUGUUCGGAGAUAAUGGUUAACUUUGCGAAAGAAAGGUAUUCUGUUGAUGAGGUGGAGUUCGCCCAAUUGGACAUCAGUUCUCAGGAACUUCCGCCAAAUUUUGAAAAUGGCUUCGACCACAUUUUUUCUUUCUAUACGUUGCACUGGGUGAGAGAACAAAGGCAGACUUACGAUAAUAUGUACAAAAUACUGAAGCCUGGAGGAGACAUGUUGUUAACAUUUUUGGCAAGUAAUGGCAUUUACGAUAUUUAUCUGAACAUGGCGAAAAAUAAGAGAUGGAAGCCAUAUUCAAAAAAAGAAUACAUCGCCCCAUUCCACGGAAUGAAAAACCCGGAAAAGCAAUUGGAGAAACUCCUCAAGAAAAGUGGAUUCAAGUGUAACGUGUGUAAAGUAGAGAAUAGGUUGUUUGCAUUCCGCAACUUGGACAGUUUUCGAAAAUCCGUCAUUGCAGUGAAUCCCAUUAUUCCAAAUCUUCCACCCGAAGAUGUUUGCGAUUAUAUGGAUGACUACGUGAAAGAAGCAAAAGGUUUGACGAAAAUAACAAUUGAAAACAUGAAUAAUAAUGCCGAGGAAUCUGUCAGUGUGGAUUACAAGCUAUUUGUUGUUCAUGCCACCAAACCAGAAACUGUAGGAUAGCGUGAAAUUGUAGGAUAGAUGGAUCUUGAAUUAAAAAAAUAGUGUUCAAAGUAUUCUUAUAUAUCAUUAGUACUGUUAGAGCGGGAUUUUCGAAUAGUUAUUCUCAGAAGAAUGGUGUAAUACUCAGUUUUUAUAUCCAUCAUAAGAGUGAAGUGAGAUUUUGUCUACAUUGUAAGUAUAGGUAGAGAAUUUUGUUUAUUGGAAUGUCUAAAAAUGUAGUCAUAUGGUAUUCAGAUUUAGAAAAAAAAAAUUUAAACUCUA